Messenger RNA from Nomia melanderi (Alkali bee), 3310 nucleotides. RefSeq lists its product as uncharacterized. Lineage: Eukaryota; Metazoa; Arthropoda; Insecta; Hymenoptera; Halictidae. The record is from RefSeq and is a predicted model, not a curated record.
GACUCGGUCUUUCUUUUCUCACUUCCCCUAGUAGUAAGAUAAACGGGAUAGAAAAUGAUGGAAGGGAUAGCAAUGAGUUGUUAGCUUAUAGAACACACUAAGCUGCUAUAGAAAUCGUACUGUAGCAUUUUCUUUCAGGCAAAUGAUAGACGCAUUCUGUAUGCAACCUGUGCGGUAAUAGUUUGUAAAUAUCGAAAGUCUGAGAAUCCUUCAUUAAUGCGCAGACAAGUUGAGGGAAUCUUCUUUUAAAGUCGCUUUUGCUUGUGUUAUACGAAAGCGAUGUAUAAAAUAAUUUCGUAUCGUUAUGAAUGACUGAAUAGAUUUAUUUGGAAAAAAUACGCAAGACAACGAAUCUUCGCGUAGCUACACUUGUUUCUAACAAUCAGCUGACUUCCGGAACUAAUACGGGAGACGAUGUUAGUGAGGCCUUUCAUUCUUUUCACUUGACACAACAGCAUUUUCAUAACUGAAUAGCGUAUUACUCGUUUCUCAGUAAACCUAAUAAUCAAAGACUGACACGUUCGAUUCGUUACACCGUAAGCUUGUUUGCGAGUGAACUAAUGUUAAAUACCGCCUAAUCGUUAAACUGUUGGAAAAUAAUUUUAAGAUAAGUUACUACCCUCCUCUGAAAGAUAAUAUGAAUUCUCAAGACGGUGCAAGCAAUAACCAGAACAAAAUAGAGACAAAAGUGGAUGGACAUUUAAAGAAAAAUAAUAAUCAACCAGUUGAAAGUAGACUAUGUGGAGAUCAACUAAAAUUAAAUAAUAAGCUGGGUGAGAACAGUGCCAAGAACCUUCUGUCUUCUAAACCUUCAGUUUCAUUGGCUAAUGGUACAAGAUCUAUGCAAGCUACUACAUCCAGUUUCAGUAAUUCUAUGGACCAAGAUACAAAUCAGGACAUGGUGAACGCAAGUGUAUCUUCCAUAUUUUUAAAUACCAAUAAUAUCAAGCCUCAAACUGUAAAUUCUACCGUGACAAGUCAAUUGAAGCAUAAGACUAUUAUGAAUACGAGCGCUUUAAAUCUGCCUAAGCCUCAGAUGCAUUUAAAUUUAUCUUCCAGUCAAAGUAAUUCACAUUUGAAUCAUACUUUUGUACCAGUCACUUAUAAUGCUGGCACUACAUCAAGUUCGAUUUCACAUUUAAAUAACACAGCAUCUGCAUCAUCUACAAUUCCACCAAAUUUAUUGAUACCUAGACCAAACGAAGACAUUGACAUGAAAAAUAAUGUAGAUUAUAUUUCUGGAAUUGAAAAGUGUCCAUCAAAAGUGUCGUGCAGUUCAGAUUCUAGUCCUGAAGUGGACAGUGCCUGGCCAUCUAGAUCUUAUGUUUCUAAAUGUGUGUUAAAUAAUAUAGGAGGUAGCAUUGGUUCUACAAGUCAAGGAACAUGCUGUUUCUUAAGACCUAAUAUUAAUGGUAACAGAGAAGUAGCAGGACCGAGUGGAUUACAAAAGCAGAGUACGCAAAGAGAGCAAAAUGAGAGGAGAGAUUCAAGUUCUGGCAAUGAGGGUGACAUGUCUGAUGGAGAAGACUAUUGUAUUUAUACAUACAAGGGAAACGAUGAUGCAGUUUACUUAGCUCAAAAAGAAGAAGUAAAUCAGGGACAAUUAGAAGAAUGUGAAGAGGAAGGACAAUAUCAUAGCGGUAGAUCCAGUCCUGAGAUGGACUUUUUAGAAAUGGAUUUUGAUCCUGGGCCUUCUUGUGAGCAGGAUACAGGAGACAGUGACUUGGCCUCUAUAAACGAAGACAUACAGAACAUAGCAUUAGAUAAUGUAGAACAGGAUCCAGUAUUAAACGAUUUAAGUAGUGGUAAAGUUGUAUCUCGGCAAGGAAUUGCAUCUACAUCGCAACAUCCGAAGCAGAGUGUGCAAAAUGUAAAUCAUGUAGAACUUCAGCAAUGUUCUACUAGCCAGUCCACACCGGAACCAACUGUGAAACCAAGUUAUCCCUCGUCAUGGAUGCCAAGUACUAGCGGUGCAACCGAAAAAUGGGAUACUGCUGGCUUAUAUCGUAAUACGGGAUGUCCAUUACGAGAAUCGUAUGGAUACCACAAUACAAGCGGAGAUCUUAUAUCACCUGGUGAUAACAGAGACACGGAAUCGGAAUUAUGGGCUGAAUCUUCUAUGACGUCGGUUUCAGAAAGUUCAAAUUUAAAUUCUGGGAGAGUAAAUCUCAGUUCAACUCUUUAUCAUCGCAUGAUGGCAAAAAAGUUGAUGCUCAAUAAACAGGCCGCGUUUAAUCAGAGUGGCGAUUCAAAUCUAGAAAACGAAUUAUGCAAUGAACGAUUAGAUGGACUUCUACCGGUUGAAAAAGUUAUGUUAUGGAGCGAAAAAGAAGCAACAGUAAAACAAGUCACACAAAUUGAAACCUCUGCAUGUGGUGCUACGUCUGCAAUUAACGCUUUGUUGGCUUUAAAUGUAUCAUUUUCACUGGAGGCAUUAUUAAAUGGUGUAAACACUAGACAAAGAGAGCCAGGUUCACCACUGCCUAGAUAUUUAUACAGCCGGUCUGUUGCCGGAUCAACUCAUAACGAUUUGGCUCGUGGUAUAGCUUUGUGUACAAACGGUUCAGUUAUAACAAAAUUUUUUGCAUUCUAUCCAGAAAGGAAAGUGUCCUUGUCUCAUUGGCUUCAUUAUUGGAUUUCAAGAGGAGCUGCACCCAUUGCAACAUUAAAUUUACAACAUUGUGGAGAAGGGUGUGAUAUUCCAGAUGCAUGGCAUCAUCAAAUGAUAUUUGGUGUAGGACAGGCGGGAAUAUAUUUAACCAAUCCAUUAGAAUGUUUACCCGAGCAGUAUGUGUGGCAUCAACUUGUAAGUCCUAGUAUUUUGCUGAUACGAAGAGCAGAUGUUCUAGCCCAUUGGAACGCUAAUACAGAUCUAACACCACUCAUUACCAUGAAUCAAAAGUGGCGAAAGCUCAAUGUUCUCGGGCAAGUUGUAAAUAUGGUACGAGAAGCAAUGACUCAAAGACGACAACUUAGUAAUGCGAGUACUGGCACAACUCACAUUCGUAUUCCUGCAUCUUACGAAGCAGGUAUUACAUUAGUUAUGUGUGCAGAUUCUGCUGCUGCUUCCGAGUUGUUACAUGCUGAACAAUUACCAUUACUCUAGUCUUGUUAAUCAAAAUUCAUAGAAUCCAGGCUGCCCUCCCUUUUUUAUUUGUAAUAAAUUUAAUUAGCAGGCUGGUCCGCACAAUGUUGUUUACAAUAGUUCAUUUAUUAUAUAAGACAGUUAGAGUCAGAAUUAAAAUGAUUUACUUUUUUGACACAAAAAAUGUUUAUAUUCAAAGAGAUUAUCAAUUGAAAUAUAUUUCAA